Ochotona curzoniae (black-lipped pika) is the source of this 2436-nucleotide messenger RNA. It is a transcript of the gene PPP2R5B, whose product is annotated as protein phosphatase 2 regulatory subunit B'beta. Gene Ontology annotation, cellular component: cytosol; protein phosphatase type 2A complex; nucleus. NCBI's taxonomy places the organism in Eukaryota, Metazoa, Chordata, Mammalia, Lagomorpha, Ochotonidae. The transcript is spliced from 15 exons. Gene Ontology annotation, biological process: signal transduction; protein dephosphorylation. Gene Ontology annotation, molecular function: protein phosphatase activator activity. The record is from RefSeq and is a predicted model, not a curated record. The coding region runs from base 361 to 1854 and encodes 497 amino acids.
GGGGGGCGGUGACCCCAGGGGGCCGGUGACCCAGCGGGGCUGGAAAAAACCGGAGUAGGAAGCCGGCUGGACGCUUCGCUUUGCGACUUGCAGGCAGCAGCAACAGCAACAGCGCAGGCCUGAACCAGCCUCCUUCGCAGCCAGCCUGCCCCCCAGGACUGGACAGUCGCUGAAGGCCCUGGGGGGGGGCCAGGACUGUGGUUGUGUCCCCCCCCCCCCCCGCACCGUCCUUAUCCCUGUCCCGCCCCACAACGCCCAGUCAAGAUGGGCCCAAGUUAGGGCAGCCAGCCUCGCUCAGCAUCCUCCAGGCCCUGAGGGGAGCCCAGGGACCCUGACCGCCUGACCUGCUCCCUGACAGCCAUGGAGACCAAGCUGCCCCCUGCGAGCACACCCACCAGCCCCUCCUCCCCGGGGCUGUCCCCCGUGCCCCCACCCGACAAAGUGGAUGGCUUCUCUCGGCGCUCCCUGCGUAGAGCCCGGCCACGGCGUUCCCACAGCUCUUCGCAGUUCCGCUACCAGAGCAACCAGCAGGAGCUGACACCGCUGCCCCUGCUCAAAGAUGUGCCCGCCUCUGAGCUGCAUGACCUGCUCAGCCGCAAGCUGGCCCAGUGCGGGGUCAUGUUCGACUUCCUGGACUGCGUGGCUGACCUGAAGGGGAAGGAGGUGAAGCGGGCGGCCCUCAACGAGCUGGUGGAAUGUGUGGGGAGCACCCGGGGCGUCCUCAUUGAGCCCGUGUACCCUGACAUCAUCCGCAUGAUCUCCGUGAACAUCUUCCGGACCCUGCCCCCCAGUGAGAACCCUGAAUUUGACCCCGAGGAGGACGAACCCAACCUGGAGCCUUCGUGGCCACACCUGCAGCUGGUAUACGAGUUCUUCCUGCGGUUCUUGGAGAGCCCAGACUUCCAGCCCUCCGUGGCCAAGCGUUAUGUGGAUCAAAAGUUUGUGCUGAUGCUCCUGGAGCUGUUCGACAGUGAGGACCCCCGGGAGCGUGAGUACCUCAAGACCAUUCUGCACCGGGUCUAUGGGAAGUUCCUGGGGCUGCGGGCCUACAUCCGCAAGCAGUGCAACCACAUUUUCCUACGGUUCAUCUAUGAACUUGAGCACUUCAAUGGUGUGGCCGAGCUGCUGGAGAUCCUAGGAAGCAUCAUCAAUGGCUUCGCGCUGCCCCUGAAGACAGAGCACAAGCAGUUCCUGGUUCGAGUCUUGAUUCCCCUGCACUCCGUCAAAUCCCUGUCUGUCUUCCAUGCCCAGCUGGCCUACUGUGUCGUGCAGUUUCUAGAGAAAGAUGCCACUUUGACAGAGCAUGUGAUCCGGGGGCUGCUCAAAUACUGGCCAAAAACCUGCACGCAGAAGGAGGUCAUGUUUCUGGGGGAGAUGGAAGAGAUCCUUGAUGUCAUCGAGCCCUCCCAGUUUGUGAAGAUCCAGGAGCCCCUGUUCAAGCAGGUGGCCCGCUGUGUCUCCAGCCCCCAUUUCCAGGUUGCAGAGCGGGCUCUGUAUUUCUGGAACAAUGAGUAUAUCCUGAGCCUCAUCGAGGACAACUGUCACACUGUGCUGCCGGCCGUGUUUGGGACCCUCUACCAGGUCUCCAAGGAGCACUGGAACCAAACCAUCGUGUCCCUGAUCUACAAUGUGCUCAAGACCUUCAUGGAGAUGAACGGGAAGCUCUUUGACGAGCUCACGGCCUCCUACAAGCUGGAGAAACAGCAGGAGCAGCAGAAGGCCCGGGAACGUCAGGAGCUUUGGCAGGGCCUGGAGGAGCUGCGGCUGCGCCGGCUGCAGGGCACCCCAGGGCCCAGGGAUGCACCCCUCCAGCGCCUUACACCCCAGGUGGCUGCCAGUGGUGGGCAGAGCUAGAGAGCCCCCCAGCAGGGGAGAUGUGAUAUCCAGAGCUGGCUACCCCUCCAUUCUUUCCCCUGCCCCAGGGCCCAGAGACACAUGUGUGCCCUGGCCCUGCCUGAGUAGGUUCUGUGGACUCCCCCCACCGGGGCCCUCUGGGGGAGCCUUGACCAGGGGAACCAGAAGAGGAGCGAGUGACCUGGGCAGCCAAGCUCUCUGGCCCUCGAAGAAGGACGUGACUGGGGAGCUGUGGGCAGGGCCAAGCUGGGCUCCGGAGCACAGGCGGCCCCACUCUUGCUCCCAGCCUCCCCCAAGGACUUGCGGCACCUUGGCUAUUCCGGCCUUGGGCGGCUGAGCCCCCUCCUCACCCCUACUGUGGGGCCUGGGGUCUAUUUAUUCUCUCCCAGCUCACCCUCCACACAGACACUGUCCUGUCCCUCCCUCCUUCGCCCUUGAUGUCCUUUGUCCCUUUUUAUUUAUUGGGCAGGGGGAGGGGUGAGGGCACAGGCAAAAUGAAGUUCAGUGUCUUGGGGAAGUGGGUCACAGGAACCAUGGUCUGCCCCCUUCCCCUGGCUGGGGGUAGACUUAAUAAAGAGCGAA